GCCUGUGCAUCACUCCCUCUGUAUCCUUUAGAAAAGUGAGCUUGGAUUUCUGAAGUCAGAGGUCUGAAGCUGAAAAUACUAACCAUAUACAGUCAGACUUUUUAGGAAUAAAUCUUGUGAGAGGUUUCUCAUAAGCACAGGACUACCUUACAUCACAACUACACCCUCAACUAUCUGAGUCCUGUGUUGACCAUGCCUGGGUGGAGCUGCCUGGUGACAGGAGCAGGAGGGUUUCUGGGCCAGAGGAUUGUCCAAAUGUUGGCGCAGAAGGAAGAGCUGCAGGAGAUCAGAGCCCUGUUCAGGACCUUCAGUCGAAAACACGAAGAGGAAUUGUCCAAGCUGCAGACAAAGGCCAAGGUGACAGUACUGAAGGGAGAUAUACUGGAUGCCCACUGCCUGAGGAGAGCCUGCCAGGGCAUGUCUGCUGUCAUUCACACUGCUGCUGCUAUUGACCCCCUUGGUGUGGCUUCCAGACAGAACAUCCUAGAUGUCAAUCUGAAAGGUACUCAGCUCCUUUUGGAUGCUUGUGUGGAAGCCAAUGUGCCAACCUUCAUCUACAGCAGCUCAAUAAUUGUGGCUGGACCCAAUUCGUACAAGAAGAUUGUUCUGAAUGGCCAUGAGGAAGAGCAUCAUGAAAGCACAUGGCCUGACCCAUACCCAUACAGCAAAAGGAUGGCUGAGAAGGCAGUGCUGGCAGCCAAUGGGAGCACCCUGAAAAAUGGUGACACUUUGCAUACUUGUGCAUUAAGACUCCCUUUCAUCUAUGGGGAAGAAAGCCAAGUCACGUCAUCUAUUGUGAAUGCAGCACUGAGGAACAACAGCAUAAUUAAGAAAAAUGCCUCAUUCUCCAUAGCCAACCCAGUGUAUGUGGGCAAUGCAGCCUGGGCUCACAUUCUGGCUGCCAGGGGCCUACAGGACCCCAAGAAGUCCCCAAGCAUCCAAGGACANUUCUAUUACAUCUCAGAUGACACCCCUCACCAAAGCUAUGAUGAUUUAAAUUGCACCCUGAGCAAGGAGUGGGGCCUCAGCCUUGAUUCCAGCUGGAGCCUUCCUCUGCCCCUGCUCUACUGGCUUGCCUUCCUGCUGGAAACUGUGAGCUUCCUUCUACGUCCAGUCUACAACUAUAGGCCACCCUUUAACCGCCUCUUGAUCACAGUGCUAAAUAGCGUGUUCACGAUCUCCUACAAGAAAGCUCAGCGAGANCUGGGCUAUGAGCCACUUGUCAGCUGGGAGGAAGCCAAGCAGAAAACCUCAGAGUGGAUCGGGACACUAGUGAAGCAGCACAGGGAGACACUAAAGAAAAAGUCUCAGUGAUAUGAGGAGGGCGAGGACAUGGCCCUGGGUGUUAUCAGGUCCUGCAGUGAGGGACUUAGAAACAACCCAACUCUUAACAAUUCCAUUUUCUACACUGUCCAGCUUGUCUUUGGGUCACCAGAAGCCAUGCAAGUCACUUGCCCAGUCACAACCCUUCAGUCCUAAGCCCUUGCCCAGCAAUGCACAGGCUGUUGUGCCUCAGCUGCUGUGACCAAAGGAUCAGUGGCUGGUACUAAAUUGCCUGGAACCUCUUAUAGGUUAGAAUUUUAUCGGGGCUUCCACAUCACCCUUCCAUGUGCCAGUGCAUUUCUUGUCUGAGAAAAUUCCUAUACCUGAAACCCAAGAAAAGAACAAUAAAAUGUUUUAAUGCUU
Messenger RNA from Mus pahari (shrew mouse), 1686 nucleotides. Its product is annotated as NADPH-dependent 3-keto-steroid reductase Hsd3b5. The transcript has 4 exons. Bases 193 to 1314 code for a protein of 373 amino acids. Gene Ontology annotation, molecular function: 3-beta-hydroxy-Delta5-steroid dehydrogenase (NAD+) activity. Gene Ontology annotation, biological process: steroid biosynthetic process. The record is from RefSeq and is a predicted model, not a curated record. Lineage: Eukaryota; Metazoa; Chordata; Mammalia; Rodentia; Muridae.